GCGCGUCACUGCGCAGGCGCGGCCCGCGAGCGCGGUGGGGGUGUCUCGAGGCUGCCGGGUUGCCAGCAGCGUGGAGGCUUUGGGGUUUGCGGCCUGCGUUCGCCCGGCUCCCGCCACGCACUAAGCGAGGCAGCGAGAGAAGCGCGAGCCGAGCCUCUCCUGCGCCCCGGACAGCGUGGCCAUGGAGAAUCAGGUGUUGACGCCGCACGUCUACUGGGCUCAGCGACACCGCGAGCUGUAUCUGCGCGUAGAGCUGAGUGACGUGCAGAACCCUGCGAUCAGCAUCACUGAAAAUGUGCUGCAUUUCAAAGCUCAGGGACACGGUGCCAAAGGAGACAAUGUCUAUGAGUUUCACCUGGAGUUUUUUGACCUUGUAAAGCCAGAGCCAGCUUAUAAACUGACCCAGAGGCAGGUGAACAUUACGGUGCAGAAGAAGAUGAGUCAGUGGUGGGAGAGACUCACCAAGCAGGAGAAGCGCCCACUGUUUUUGGCCCCUGACUUUGAUCGCUGGCUGGAUGAGUCUGACGCAGAGAUGGAGCUCAGAGCUAAGGAAGAAGAACGUUUAAACAAGCUCCGUCUGGAAAACGAGGGCUCCCCUGAAUCUCUCGCAAGCUUGCGGAAGGGAUACCUGUUCAUGUAUAAUCUUGUGCAGUUCCUGGGCUUCUCUUGGAUUUUUGUCAACUUGACAGUGCGGUUCUUUAUCUUGGGAAAAGAGUCCUUCUACGACACCUUCCACUCAGUGGCCGACAUGAUGUAUUUCUGCCAGAUGCUGGCGGCUGUGGAGACCAUCAAUGCAGCGAUUGGAGUCACUAAGUCCCCGGUGCUGCCUUGUCUCAUCCAGCUUCUAGGAAGAAAUUUCAUUUUGUUCAUCAUAUUUGGCACCAUGGAAGAAAUGCAGAACAAAGCCGUGGUUUUCUUUGUGUUUUACCUGUGGAGCAUAAUAGAGAUUUUCAGGUACCCCUUCUACAUGCUGACCUGCCUUGACAUGGAUUGGAAGGUGGUCACGUGGCUGCGUUACACCGUUUGGAUUCCCACCUACCCCCUGGGAUGCUUGGCCGAAGCUGUGGCCGUGAUCCAGUCCAUCCCAGUGUUCAAUGAGACGGGACGGUUCAGCUUCACCUUGCCAUAUCCUGUGAAUAUCAAAGUUAGAUUCUCCUUCUUCCUGCAGAUUUAUCUCAUACUGUUGUUUCUGGGGUUAUAUAUAAAUUUCCGUCACCUUUAUAAGCAGCGCAGGCGGCGCUAUGGACAAAAAAAGAAAAAGGUCCACUAAAAGGAGAGCUAUAGAUGGCUUCUGACCAGUCUGGGCCUAAUCUGUGUUCUUACAGUUUUACCUACUUGCACCCAUGUAAAAGGUUUUUUUUUUUUUUUUUAAGUUAAAUGAUUCUGUUCUCAGCGAGACUUUCUUUCUUUUCCCCAGUCACAGUCCUGAAAUUCCCGUAGUAUCUUAGUGUAGUAGCUGCAUGACAUGGAUUCCUGAUAUCUGAUGACAGGGUCACUCUUGUGUGUUCAGUCAGUUCGGCAGCAGGCUCAGCCCCACCCCCACCCGCUCUGGUCCAGUCUGGUUCAUCCACGCCAUAGCCCUACGAGCCGCUGGCCAUCCUUAGAGUGAGAUUUGUCCUUUUUGGCUUUUGCUUGUAAAUAAAAGCACGGCUAGACUGCUCUGUGGAAGGAAGGCUGGGAAAGUGACUGGGAAAGGGCUUGAUAGAACCCUGCACCCCUGGGGUGGCUUGGUAUUGACUUUUGGUGGGGAGGUAUUGACUUUUUUAACAUUGAAUACACUCAGUGAUUGAUAAAACAGAGGGGCUGAACCUGUUUUACGUCUGACACCUUUUGGCCUAACAACAUCUGUUAGCACAGUGCCACUGUGGGCACUGGGAGGCACAAAAUCAGUUGAGAAAAUCCAGUCAGAACCUGGCGACACUGUGAUCAUUGUAUUCCUAGCUAAAACAGAAACACUUUUUCCAACACCAAAGGAGGAUGAUAUCUCAUUUGGAAAACAGUGAGAGUAUAAGCAUUCCAGAGGAGGAAACAAGUAUCUGGGUCCAACUGGCAGUAGUCCAGCCGCUGGCCGUGCAGCCUGAGGCCAGGGGGCAACACAGAGCAGGUCAAACAGGCCCAUGAAACUGUCGCAGCACAUGCAAGCCCUCAUAGUCCAUCUCGGUUCCCACACUAGCUGAGUCGAUUUAUUGCAGUAUUUUCUGAGUGAGUGGGAAGACUCCAUUUUUGAAUCUCAAAGUCCCCAUUUGCUCUGCUAUCAUUAUACUGGCUUUUCUCCUUCGUUUUUAGACCCGUCUGUAGUAGGACCCUGCAAAUGAUGCAGGAACUUUGGCUGCUACCAGCUAAUCCUUUAGCAAGGAUUUCUGGCAGGAAACCCACCAAAUGGGGAACAAUAAAAACAAAACUGAAAAAAAAAAAAAACCCAAAACCAAAAAACAAAACCACCUAGCCAUUAUGGUUGACCACUUAAAAAAAUAAGUUUCCUCUAAGACAUUCCAAGUGAAGUUGGUAGCACUUGUGUAGAAUUCAAGGCCUGGCAGCUCCUGUUCCACCAUUGUUCCUGGGGAAAGGACACUCAGGUAAUGAGUUACAUUACUGUUCACUGAGCCCAGUGUGGAAACUUGCUUGACCUAACUUGUCUGAUGAACAAAGGCUGGCUGACUUUAAAAUCCAUUGCCCUGAAGGGUAUUUUGCAUGUCUGUAACUUCUGUCAACACUUGUUUGUGCUACUUCUGACGUUCUUUCAACUGAUUUUGUGUGACUGGGCAGACCCGCUAUGCAGUAGCUGCUGCUGCAUCCUUGUGGCAAAACCCUAUAUUCUCAGUGUUUCUUUCAAAUCCCUUUCUUGCUGUCUGAGAAAGUGAGAUUGUGUAUUUCUAUUAAAGCAUUUACAAUCAAAAUC
Messenger RNA from Ochotona princeps (American pika), 2899 nucleotides. RefSeq names its product 3-hydroxyacyl-CoA dehydratase 3 (gene HACD3). The transcript is spliced from 11 exons. Gene Ontology annotation, molecular function: 3-hydroxyacyl-CoA dehydratase activity. Gene Ontology annotation, cellular component: endoplasmic reticulum membrane. The coding region runs from base 182 to 1270 and encodes 362 amino acids. NCBI's taxonomy places the organism in Eukaryota, Metazoa, Chordata, Mammalia, Lagomorpha, Ochotonidae. The record is from RefSeq and is a predicted model, not a curated record. Gene Ontology annotation, biological process: sphingolipid biosynthetic process; fatty acid elongation; very long-chain fatty acid biosynthetic process.